Messenger RNA from Rhineura floridana, 662 nucleotides. Its product is annotated as protein NKG7-like. Gene Ontology annotation, cellular component: plasma membrane. The record is from RefSeq and is a predicted model, not a curated record. The transcript is spliced from 5 exons. Bases 1 to 630 code for a protein of 209 amino acids. NCBI's taxonomy places the organism in Eukaryota, Metazoa, Chordata, Lepidosauria, Squamata, Rhineuridae.
AUGGGGGUGGAGGAAGGAAAUGGUCAUGGCACUAAAGAACCAUCAGGGGAGGCGGUCAAGGAUCACGCCUGCGACCCAACUUCUGUGAUCUCCUUAAGUGUGGUGUCACAUCGCCUCGAUUUCCUGACGGAACCCCUGAGGAUCGGUAGCGGGAUCUGCUCGGCUGGCAGUUUGCUAUUGGAGUUUACUUCCCUGAGCACUCCCUACUGGGUAUUGGAAAGCACCAAUAAAGGCCUGCUCCACAGUGGACUCUGGAAGGUCUGCUUAGAUCCUGACUGCACCCUGUAUUGGUUUAGUCUACUAGCCCUGCCGAUCCAUUUCACCCGAGCAUUCCUGUUGAUUGCGUGUUUCUGCGGCCUCAUAUCUUUAUUAUGCAUCUGCAUCUCCUUUGAACGUGACCUGCUGUUCCGCAUAUCCCUGGUCAGAACCGCUGCUGCCUUCAGCUUCUGUUCAGGUCUUUUCAUCUUGAUUGGCAUGUCUAUAUUCACAUACGUGCACAAGCGUUCCCAGUCUUACACCCGUGAUUUGGUCAUAUUCGGGUCAUCUUACGGCUUGGGCUGGGCCUCUAUCCCUAUGUACGUCAUAACAGGCAUACUACUAAUGCUGACUCACAAAACAACCAUCUACUAAGUCUGGGGGUUCAUUCUGCCACAGAGGCCGAA